Messenger RNA from Phytophthora sojae, 357 nucleotides. RefSeq lists its product as hypothetical. Gene Ontology annotation, molecular function: nucleic acid binding. Lineage: Eukaryota; Oomycota; Peronosporomycetes; Peronosporales; Peronosporaceae. The transcript has a single exon. The coding region runs from base 1 to 357 and encodes 118 amino acids. The record is from RefSeq and is a predicted model, not a curated record.
AUGAGCACCGUGCGUACUCAUCUUGAGGACGCCAUGACCGACGUGGAAUUCGUCCCGCCAGGCGCCACGAUGCUGGCCCAGCCCAUGGACGUGGCCGUGAUGGCUGGCUUCAAGCGCGAGUGUCGUGAGCUGUACGCCCACCAGCACUGCGACAGCGACCACAGCACAACCCCCCGAGAGCGGCGUAAGUUUAUCACGUCGAUAGUAGUGAAAGCGUGGGAGUCCAUUUCUGAUGUUACCAUUAGGAGAGGUUUUAUGAAAGCCGGCCUUGUUCCGAUCGGCCCUCGCACUAGUGAUGGCCGUUUCACUGUUACGAAGCCACCAGCAGCCCAACUUAAGGCUAAGACUACCAAAUAA